UUCGCCCAUAGAUCAGAAUGGCGGCUGUCAGACCAAAAAUCUAAGUUCUCGUUACUAAAAAGGAAAGAAAGGCCUAUGAAAUGGCGUCAGAGCAUUCUGUACUGAAGCAGCUCCAUCCGCUGGUCAGACCGUACGUCGAGAGAGUCCUGAGGAGGGGAAAUGUCGGGGUCUGUAUGGGGAAUCUCCGGAUCAGCGAUGUCAAGUCAGGGAGACCAACUUUGACUCAGUCCAAGGAACCGUGUGGAGAUAGAUUCAAGAUCUACAUCCCGUUUGCUGGAGACUCACUGAAGUGGGAGGUGAUAUUUGACAGCUGCCAGCCGUCCAACCCUCCUGACUUCAUCUUCUUGGGUGAAAAUGGCAACUUUGAUCCUGACAUAGAAAAACUGGAGAACCUAACCCAGUGGGACCCUGAGAACCCAGAGUCACUGGUGUUAGUACUAGAAGACCUGCUGAGGGAGUACAGAUGUUACCAGAGACAGCUGAUAGAAGGGUACAGCAGGCUACAGUUUGAAUACUCCAGUCUGCAGGGGAUGGAGGCAUGUGAUGAUGUCGAGGUGCACAUGGGCAACAGGCUUCCUGGGACACUUGACUCUCCCGUCAACUUCCUCAUCAGACUACCCAUUGACCUGUCACCUAUUCCACAGUAUUUGGUCAAGGAUGACCCAGGAGAAGACCUUGCAGUGUUACUUGCCAAGUUUCACAAUUCUGAAGGCUCCAGAGUUACUCCUCAGCUCUUUCUAUCACCAAAAGUGGAACAUGCACUUGGAGACAACACAGCCUUGAGAAUUCCCAGGUUUCCAACAGGAGGUUGUCUGAUGGACUACGUUCCACAAGUACAAGAUUUCCUACAAAAACAGAUUGACCAUAUUGUGGAAGGUUACCAGAGAAGGAGGGAGUAUGUAGCAGCAUUCAUCAGCAGAUUUGGAGGGUCAGUACUAGAGUAUGAUGCUGAGUCCUUCACCAAGCUGUCCCUGGUGCUGGAAUGGAAUGAAUUCUUCUUUGUACUUCACAUUGAACUCCCCUCCAGGUUUCCCCAGGAUAUGCCAGUCUUCACCUUCCAGUCCUGCUACCACCUGUCCAAGACUAACGGGGAACCCUACAUCUCUGUCCAGAAGAGCUACCCAUACAGUCCACGCUGGACUGGGGAGGAGAUGGCACAGAGGGCAAAACUGUUUAUCCUGGACUUCAUACCGCAGUUCAAGAAGGUGUCUGUGUCAUCCAACAAACUGUAGUGAGAGACUUCUCAAAUGGAAGCAGUCUUCCGUCGGCUAAAAUUAACUUAUUACAUGAAGUGAUUGUGUUCAUGGCUCUUACAGCAGGUUUCCCUGUCAAAGUGACAGACUUGUUUUUUUUUAGUUAGCUGUCCAGUGAAUAGUUGAAAGCCAUGUAGUUAAUGCAAUUACUGACAGUGGACAGGUUUACAGUGGACAGGUUUACAGUGGACAGCAAUUUAGAUACAUGUAUAAUAUCAACCCCGUACAAGUUCUAGAUAGGCACAAUAUGUAAUCAACAUACAAUGUACCCAAUGUCACAAGUAUUUUUUCUUUUAAAUUCAACAAUAAAAUGUAACUAUCAA
Messenger RNA from Branchiostoma belcheri (Belcher's lancelet), 1576 nucleotides. Its product is annotated as BRCA1-A complex subunit BRE. The record is from RefSeq and is a predicted model, not a curated record. Bases 81 to 1232 code for a protein of 383 amino acids. Lineage: Eukaryota; Metazoa; Chordata; Leptocardii; Amphioxiformes; Branchiostomatidae. The transcript has 11 exons. Gene Ontology annotation, cellular component: BRCA1-A complex; BRISC complex. Gene Ontology annotation, biological process: double-strand break repair.